GGGCAUGCAACAGCACCCGCUGAUGGACGACCUGUGCUACUACAACCGCUAUAUCCACGAGCCCCUGGACCUGCGGCCCGGCCCGCCGUGCGGGGGCGAGCAGAUGGAGCCGCAGUGGAUGCUGGAUCGAAAAUGGGACAUGAAUGUUCAGCAGCGCCACCCGCUCACCCCCCUGGGCAACGGCGUCAAAGGCGCCACCGACCCGCAGGCCGCCUGCCAGAUGAGCCUGCCCACACUGUCGCAACCUGCAGGCGUGUACUGCAUCUCAGACGAUGAGCUCGUCUCCCUCUCGGUGCGGGAGCUCAACCGCAAACUUCACCACAUGCCGAAAGAGCAACAGACGAAGUUCAAGCAGAGACGGCGGACGCUAAAGAAUCGCGGUUACGCCCAAAGCUGUCGCACUAAACGCCAGAACUACAAGGUGGACUUGGAGAACAAACUAAAAAAUGCCGAGAGUGACAUCUACCACUACAGUCAGCUGGCCAACAAGUACAAGUCAUCCAGCGACUCGCUUAGACAUGAAAAUGAGAUGUUAAGGAAGAACCUGGAAAGCGUAAGGGCGGAACUGAACUCAUAUCGGCAGCAGCUGCACCAGCAACAGCAGCAGCAGCAGCAGCAGCAGCAGCAACAGCAGCAGAAAUCAUCAUCACAGCAGCAGCCGACACAGCAGACGCAAGACGCGCCACCAAGCAGCCAGGAGCUCUACUCCAUGUGACCUUGUUACCCGGGCCAGCAGCAGCAGCAGCAGCAGCAGCAGCAGCAGCAAAAACAGCAGAAGCAGCAGAAGCAGCCGAAGCAGGGUGACGGUCGCCUGCACGGGGAAGGAAGGCCCUGGCUCGUUGGCCGAGGCGCUUCCCUGUAACAAGCCAGAGGUUGCCUCCACUUGGUCGGCUGUGAUUUCUUCCUUGGACAAGUGGCACGGACAUUGGAGCGCCUACCCGCCCCCACCCAGCCCCUCCCCCUCACCCUGGCGACAAUCAUCGGGGCUGUGUGCGGAGAGCGGCGGGUGCCUCCAAGGUCACCUGCUGCCUCAGGGCUCGGCGUCGUGACCCUGGAGCCCUGGCACCCUCGCGGACGACUCAUCUGCUGCGGGUGACUGAGGGUAAGCACUGCGAUGUACAGAUGUGAAAAAGAGAUAUGCAAACAUUAGUCAUGUUUAACUUGCUUUCCUUUUUUGUUUACCUUUGCCUUGUGUUCAAAACCUGCAGCUCCAUUACGAAUGUUAGCACUAUUCUUUGAGUAACUCUCUGUCUUACGAUUAACUGCAGGUGCGGGCUGAGCGAGAGGCGCUGGACUCUGGCCGCCCCUCGCUCGCCUGACGCCCUCACCGCCUCUCGGUGCGUCGCCGCUGCCCUCUCCAUUAGUGAUAACCUUUGAACUCUUGUAUACAAGCACAAAGACAAUUAUUGGCGUGUAGAGGGUGGAGCGACGCACUGAGGGGCACAUUACUGGAAUAUUUGCAAGUAACCACCAUGUAGUGGGCAGGUGUCUCCUCCACGUGAGCGCCACUGUUUCCUGGAAGCAGGAGAGCAAGGUUCAAGGGCUGACGAGGAAGAUAAGGGAGGGAAGGAAAACAGGUAAUUCUUUCCGUGCACAACACAUGGAGGAGAUAACUGCCCGCAUCGCUGACAGGAGCUCAUUCCACUUCGCAAUACUGUGUUGACGCGUCAACGCACCCCUCCGCUCGUCCCGCGACAAGCGAAGCGCAGGUCCGUCACGCCCUCCUGAGCGGCCGCCGGCAGCAGUCCGCCUGUCGUUAAGCAUCACCAGGUUACUAGGCACUAAAUGAGGAGCAAAGCGGGCACAUGUUAUCAGUUUCUGCAGCAGCCACGGGAAUCACAAUAACGUUAUUACUAAGACGGCCACAACCGCCUAUCACCCGUGCCCAAAGCGAGUGUUUAUCAGUUUCUAGCACAGCCACACCCCUAAUCACCCUCUGCCUAAAGCGAGCACCCUUAUCAGCGUCUGCGGCGGCCAAGGCACCACAAUAAUAACUAUUACUGACAUGCAGCCAUGCCCUCCUAUCAUCUCCUUACCCAAGCGAGCAUCUCUUAUCAGUUUCUGCAGCGACCACGGCGUCUCAACAGUAACUUAACCGCCUGUCUUCUCUGCUCAAAGCAAGUGUCUCCUUAUCAGUUUCUGCAGUAGCCACAGCUUCACAAUAACUUUUACCACUAACUCAACCAUGCCCUCUCAUCACUCCUACCCAAAAAAAGCAAGUGUCUCCUUAUCAGUUCCUCCAACAGCCAAAGCAUCACAAUAAUAACUUUUACUACUAACAUGACCAUACCCGCAUCAUCACCCCUUACCAAAGCACGUGUCUCAUCAUUUCUUGUUGCGGCCUCGGAAGAUACAACUUUUACUAAACACACAACUAUGCUCGCCUAUCUUUCCUACCCAAAGCAAGUAUCUCCUUAUCAUUUUGUCCAGCAACAAAGACAUCACAACAAUAAUUUUUGACAAUAACACAAUCAUAUCCGCUUAUCACCCUUACGCAAAGCAUCACGUUAUCAGUUUCUCCAGCAGCCAAGGCAUCGCAACACUGACUUCUAUAGUUAAUCAAACCCGCUUACCAUUCUCACCCAAAGCAAGUGUCUCCUAAUUUUCAAAGCUAACAACUAUGCAACCAUAUCCGCCCAUCAUAUAUAUACCCAUACAUUAAAAAGAAAAAAAAAGAGAAAAAAUAGGGUGUUCAGGUCUCUCUCUCUCUCUCUCUCUCUCUCUCUCUCUCUCUCUCUCUCUCUCUCUCUCUCUCUCUCUCUCUCUCUCUCUCUCUCAAAAUACUAAAAAAGCGUAAGAAGAAGCGAUUACUGCAUUUUUUCUUCAUUUCUUGCUCCUCCUUGUGCAUUCACCAUCCCCUCUCUCUCUCUCUCUCUCUCUCUCUCUCUCUCUCUCUCUCUCUCUCUCUCUCUCUCUCUCUCUCUCUCUCUCUCUCUCUCUCUCUCAGGAACAAUGCAAUUACAAUUUACACUUCGGCAGAUCAACUACGCGUACAAUAUUUGUCAACUAAUUUGCAUAUAUUUGAAGGGGAGACGGAGGGCGAGCAUACUGAGAGGGGCGGGAGCGGAGAGAGAGGGAGAGGGAGAGGGAGACAGGGUGGGAGGGAGGGAGAGAGGGAGAGGUGGAAGCGUUAAACAGCAGAGGAUGAUGUGGGGAACUGGUAAGAAUAUAGCUGAGUAGAAGAGAAAAAAAGGAAGAAGGGUAGGUGUGUGUGUGUGUGUGUGUGUGUGUGUGUGUGUGUGUGUGUGUGUGUGUGUGUGUGUGUGUGUGUGUGUGUGUGUGUGUGUGUGUGUGUGUGGCGGCAUAACACAGCUCAAGGGUUCUGAAAUACUUAGGAUCGUGGUGACGCCAGCAAAAAUAACAGCGAAAAUAACAUUAAUAACAGUGACGAUAACAAUGACAAUAACAACAACAACAACAACAACAAAAAAAAAAAAAAAACGCUACAGGAGCAAAACUUUUAACAGAAAGAAAACCUGAAUAUUCCCCACGACCAAAAACUAUUAUUAUUAUUAUUAUUAUUAUUAUUAUUAUUAUUAUUAUUAUUAUUAUUAUUACUAUUCAGCACUUGAUCAAUAACACAUUUCACGUACCCUUCCCUAACACACAUACACACACACACACACACACACACACACACACACACACACACACACACACACACACACACACACACACUACACAAAAAAUAAAUAAAUAAAUAAGUAAAUAAAUAAAUUCAAGGAUCACGUCAAGCAAAGCGAGAAGCAAGUACAGAAGAAGACGAGGUGAGGCGAGGUGAGGGUCGUUGUGUCACCGCCGCCAGGAAGCCCCACAGGGAAGCCUUAGCAGGGAGGCUGACGUCACGAGUUUGACCUCCUUGGUGUUCAGGGACAAGCGUGACUUAACACCGCCGCGGCAGGAAGAGGUCACCGCUCCCUGCUCCGUGCGGCCCCACCAGGCAGGCGUGGAUGAGGGAAAGGAUAAAGGGGAUACAAGUAAAUUAUUCAUGGUCAGUUGGUUGAUAUGCCGCUUUCACUUCCAAUGUUUAGAGAGUUUUAAAUAAAGUUUUACUCGUAGACAGAUUGGGGGUUUAAGACUGACAGAACACGAACUAGCGGUCUUGAACUGCCAGGAUUUGUGAAUAGAUUGUCAGGGGAAGAGAGCGCUUAAGUCCGACAGAACCCAAAGUACUUAGCGCUUUUUAAUUAUCAAGAGAUCAGAAGACUUAUGAGUGACGGAAUACAUAGCGGUAGAAGUGAGAUCUAUUUAUAUAAGAGGUGGUCUAGCCAAGGGAUACAAUAAUGCAGAAAAAAGUCCCAUUGAAGGUGAGAGUCCCCAAAGAGUAGAGCCAAAAAGGAUUACCCAAAAUUAUAAAGUGUUUUGAAUGUGGUCUUCUCCUCGAUUUCAGACGGUGAUUAAGUGAACCUCGUAAAACUUGAAGCGAGAACUGAAGAACGAAAAAGAAAGCGAUAAUGGAGUGCUGAGCCUGAGCCUUAAUUACCGCUAAGAAAGGUGUAAUGAUGUACAGGUGUGCUUGACUUAUCUUGGCUUCUUUCCCUUCCCUUUCUUUUUUUCCCAUUGCUGUUCCUUUGACUCUUUCUUUCCCUUCCUUUCUCUUUCUCUUAUUUUUCUUUUUUUUUUUGCUUCUUUCCCUUCCUUUCCUUUACCUGUUCCUUUGCUUCCUUUUCCCUCCUUCCUUCCUUUCCUUUCCUGUUCUUUUUCAUCCUUCUCUCCCUUUCAUUUCCUUUCCUUGUUUUCUUCAUUUUUUCUCAUCCUUUCCCCUUCUUAUCAGCACUGUACCGGCGUGUGUGUGGGUGUAUGUAUGUAUGCAUGUGUGUGUUGACGCGAGGGGAGAGGGGGGCGGGAAGGAUAUGAAAAAAGGUUGGGGAAAAGAAAGUGCCCAGGAGUAGUAAAACAAAUUUGCACGUUUAAUGGAAGAAAAAUAAUGAGACAAAAUAUCACGAAGACCAAGUAACAUCACGCUGCAACCACGCUUGCUUUGACAGCGGUGGUGGGACUGGUUCUGCUAAUCCGGUAACUCACUUUUUUUUCCAAGUUCAUCAGUUUAGCAUUUUUUCAGUAGUAGCAAUGUGCCAGUAUUUUUUUUUCUUUUCUUUUCUUUCGAGUUGCAACAGUCUAGCGGUUAUCCAAGGAGUAGAAAUCCGGUAAUUCAUUUUUUUUCGAGGUUCAUCAGUUUAGCAUUUUUUUUUAGUAGUAGCAAUGUGCCAGUAUUUUUUUUUCUUUUCUUUCUUUCGAGUCGUAACAGUGUAGCGGUUAUCCAAGAGGGAGUAAAAAUCUAAGAACAGCAAAAUAAGAGAAGCUGCAUGAAGCCAUCAGACCUACACGUGGCAAUCCCUGUAUAAAAACCUAUUUACACUCAUCAUCCCCAUUCAUAAGAUUACCUAAUCUUUUAAAGCUCCCUAAUGACUCGGCACUACCAACAUGCUUACCGAAUCAAUUCUAUUUAUCUCCUAUGCUAUUUGAAAACCAAUUCCUUUUUAACUCCUUUUUAAACGCAACUUAAAACUUGCACUUGUUACUUCCAGCAAAUGUAGCGGAGACGGGAGAGAGAUUAACGUGUAGAUGAGAACAUACACUUGGCAGUCCCUAUAUGAAACACUAAUUUCCACAUAAGUGUAGCGGACAGGACGAGAGUAGUUGAGGCGAAAGGGAUGGGAAGAAAGACGCGUGCAGCAUGUGGAAGGGAUACAAGAUAAGGGAGGAGGCAAAAGUGUAGUGGACAGAGCAAGAAGUGGAGGAGAAGGGUGAAGGGAGACGCAGGAAUCAUGUGGAAGAGAUACAAGAUAAGGAAGGAGGGAAAAGUGUAGUGGAAAGGCCUAGUAGUGGAGGAGAAAGGGAUGAAAGGAGACGCGGGAAGCAUGUGGAAGGGGUACAAGACAAAAGAGAAGGGAGGAGGGUGAGGGAAGCGUGCAGGAGAAGCAAUGAGUUAAUAGGAUGAGUGUGGCUCGUGGAGGGAAGCCACAUUGUAACCAGGGACCAGCAGAGAGUGGAGCUGAACUCGACACUACCGGACCAGAUUAGCACUCUGAAACAUGCAGUCUCUCUCUUUCUCUCUCUCUCUCUCUCUCUCUCUCUCUCUCUCUCUCUCUCUCUCUCUCUCUCUCUCUCUCUCUCUCUCUCUCUCUCUCACGAAUGCACGAGCUGGGGUGAGGAGAGGGAGGGGAGGGAGGAUAGUGCGUAAGAGAAAGCAUUGGUCAGCAUUGGCAUCCGUUCCUGGCACCCCAAUGAAUCUUUGGCACUAGAGAGAGAGAGAGAGAGAGAGAGAGAGAGAGAGAGAGAGAGAGAGAGAGAGAGAGAGAAGACUUCAACCUCCUGUCUUAGUCCAUUCUGCCUCACCUUUCAAGCCACACCUGUCCUAAGCUCUGUCUCCGAACACUGCCAAGAGAGCCUCACUCAGGUGAACGCCACGUCAGUUUGUUGGGAGUCAGUGAAUGGCGCUGUUUAAAUCCCACGGCGCUUUAAAACUUUACAUGUACAAAGACGGUUUCUCUCUCUCUCUCUCUCUCUCUCUCUCUCUCUCUCUCUCUCUCUCUCUCUCUCUCUCUCUCUCUCUCUCUCUCUCGUUAAAAUUCAAGUUCGUUCGUUAACAAUAUAGCAAAUAUAGAAAAUGAAAAACACGCACUUACUACUACUACUACUACUACUACUACUACUACUACUACUACUACCACUACUAUUACAACCACUAUUAAUACGACUAGUUAGACACAAAACAUGAAUUACUACUUAAUCUAACCACGUGCCCUCAGAACUCUCAGGUAACGUACUACUAUUACCACUACUACUAUUACCACUACUAUUACCUACUACUACUACUACUACUACUACUACUACUACUAUCACCACCAUUACCAUUACCAGCUAGAACCUAACCUAACUUAACCUGACCUACCCUAACCUCACAAAUCCAAGCUGACGAACUUCACCAAGGCUUCUUUGUAAAUAACUCUUACUCGUAAGCCUUUGUCUCAAUACUGCGUAGUAACAAACAAACACUGCUAUUCUGCCACUCAUCGCCCCGCCCGCUACUCUUAUCACGAGGAGAGCUUCAGUUAAUCAACGGUGAUUUUUUUUUUAUGGCAAUCGCAGGCAAUGUGAACGUAUCGGGAAAACACACGGGGGGGUCCACUUAAUCGACAAAGCAGAAACUGUAAUACAUGUGCUGAGGCGAAGGACGGCUGAAAGGAUGGAGAGUGUGAGGGAGUUGGAAAGGGGGUGGAUGGUGGAGGAGGAGGAUAUGAAGACUAAAGUGAGAAUAAAGAAGGAGAGGAUAAAGAAGAAGAAAAAGAAGAAGGAAGAGAAGAAGAAGAAGAACAAGAACAAGAAGAUCAAGAAGAAGAAGGAUGGAAGAAAGAAAGAAAAAGAAAAGAAAGAAAGAAAGAAAGGAGGACAAAAAGGAAGAUGCAGAUGAGAGGAGACAAGAAAAAAAAAACAAUGCAGUGUACAAUUUUCAAAAAAGUGAGAAAGGAGAAUUAAAGGAAUACAUUUUAACAACAACCAGCCAGUGUAAUAUUUGGAAGUGGCUGAAGAACAUUAAAAAAAAAAUCUGAGUGGUGAGUUAUCAAUGUUAAGAAAUUAUGAAAGCAGAAGAACGACUACUGAGAAAAACUGCUUACAAACAAUGACACACAUAAAGGAGAUAAAGGGAGACAAGGAUACGAGAUACUGAAGACAGCAGGGGGGCACGUGAUUCAUUGAGACAUGGCGUUCCUUUACCCUUUCACUGCGACACGAGACAAGAGCACCACCAGAAGCAAUGCGUGAAGUUUUUAUAAGCAUCUACAAGAAAGUUAUGGGUGAAAAAAAGAAUACAUUUUGCAAUUUGUUCCUAGUUCAAAGACUGGAUGUGGCUGGAGAACAAGUAAAGGUGUCUCAGUGACAGGUAAUUAGGGAGAGGUGUAUCAGGUGACAGUCAGAAGGUAAAGGACACGGCAUAUCAGUAGGGUUAAGUUUCAAGACAAUUAUCAUUUCUUAUUUAUUUAUUUAUUUAUUUUUUGUUUCUGAUCUCUGGGUAGGGUCUGCCGCCUCAGUGGACCUUUUCUUUUCUUCUAAAUUACAUAAAAAAAGUUAAGUUGCUCCACCCCGGAAAAAAAAAAGUUAACAGCAAUAUAAUGAAAAGAACAUGAAAAGGACGAGGUGUUCCAAAAGCCUGCAAGUGUCAAUACGUGAAUUAAAGGCGGGCAGGAGGAGGAGUAGCCCGGGACACCUUGGCAUAACAGCUGCGAUGAUUCAGGCACACACGGAGAGAAUGGAAGUGAUGCGCUCAGCAGGUACACACACCCCACGCCACACACCACCCCGCACUGCCCACCUGCGCUGCCUCCGCCUCCCUUUCUCCCUGCCUCCCUGCAUCCCCCCUCCCCGCCCACGCCUCCAUGCGCCUCACACCUGCAGCAGAGGAGAAGGAGGAGCAGAAUACGAAGGAAUACAAGGGAAAGCCAAACAGCAACAGACCUUUUGGUCCUUGCAAGGCUGUUUGGUAACUACUUCUAACUAGCUACAGGGAAGAGAGACAGGACAGCACAGCAGAAGGAGGAGGAGGAGGAGGACAGCAACAACAAGAGACACUGACUAAGGCAAUGAAGAACAAGAACAAAAACAAGAAGAAUAAGAACAAGAACAGCACGGACAACAAGAACAAGAACAAAGAAAACUCUCAUAAUCAGAACUAUCACAACCACCACAAAAAAAAGAGGAGGAGGAGGAGGGCAGAACAACAACAACAACAACAACAACAACAACAACAACAACAAGAUGAUAAUAAACACUUAGAAAUACAACGUACGUAGAUAUAAAUGAAAGAGAUGUAAUAAUCAGAACGCGAAUACAAACAAAAGGUAACGAAGGAAGAGAGAGAGAGAGAGAGAGAGAGAGAGAGAGAGAGAGAGAGAGAGAGAGAGAGAGAGAGAGAGAGAGAGAGAGAGAGAGAGAGAGAGAGAGAGAGAGAGAGAGAGAGAGAGAGAGAGAGAGAGAGAGAGAGAGAGAGAGAGAGAGAGAGAGAGAGAGAGAGAGAGAGAGAGAGAGAGAGAGAGAGAGAGAGAGAGAGAAAGGAAGAAUACCAAUGACAAUAUUACAAAUUUAAGGGAGUGAAUGGGAGUCUUAGCGUCAAUUUAUUUAAUUUCCCUUAUAGAAAUAGUGAGGAAAAGGAAGAUAGAUUGGAGGAGAGAAAAUACACCUAUACCACCUCUCUCUCUCUCUCUCUCUCUCUCUCUCUCUCUCUCUCUCUCUCUCUCUCUCUCUCUCUCUCUCUCUCUCUCUCUCUCUCUCUCUCUCUCUCUCUCUCUCUCUCUCUCUCUCUCUCACAUAGACAGUCUCUUUUCUUCUCUUCCUUCCUCCUUCCCUCCUUCCCUCAAACCUCUUCGUUCUCCACCCUCGUUUAUUCCCUCCCUUCCUCCCUCCCUCUCCCUCUCCCUCCUUUCAACUCUUAAAAUAAAAAUCGAUAUCCUGCGAUGAAUGUGACCCACAAAUACACUGCAAUCGCUCACGUAAGACUCAAAUCCACACUUUUGGUAUAUUUUCUCCUCAAUAACGACAUCUGCUGGGAUUAUAAUGGCUGUGUCCUCUAAGGCACUUGUGGGAAAGAUGAGACAGUGAUUCUGUAUGAUAUUUCCUGUUUAUUUCUAUUUGGUUUUCUUGUUAUGAGUAUAGUUCUCUCUCUCUCUCUCUCUCUCUCUCUCUCUCUCUCUCUCUCUCUCUCUCUCUCUCUCUCUCUCUCUCUCUCUCUGUUUUUUUUCAUCUCUGUUUUUUUCUGCCUGUCUGUCUGUUUUCUGUCUUUCUAUUUCUGCCUGUCUACCUGUCUCUAUUUUUCUUUUCUCUCUCUUUUCUGUCUGCCUGUCUGUUUGUCUGUCUCGGCUUAAGAAAGGGCGUUUAAACUCCAUUCAUAAAGAUAGUGCUCUCUCUCUCUCUCUCUCUCUCUCUCUCUCUCUCUCUCUCUCUCUCUCUCUCUCUCUCUCUCUCUCUCUCUC
Scylla paramamosain (green mud crab) is the source of this 9968-nucleotide messenger RNA. Its product is annotated as putative cyclin-dependent serine/threonine-protein kinase DDB_G0272797/DDB_G0274007. The transcript has a single exon. Gene Ontology annotation, biological process: regulation of transcription by RNA polymerase II. Gene Ontology annotation, cellular component: nucleus. Bases 5 to 715 code for a protein of 236 amino acids. The record is from RefSeq and is a predicted model, not a curated record. Lineage: Eukaryota; Metazoa; Arthropoda; Malacostraca; Decapoda; Portunidae. Gene Ontology annotation, molecular function: RNA polymerase II cis-regulatory region sequence-specific DNA binding; DNA-binding transcription factor activity, RNA polymerase II-specific.